CAAGAACCUCCCUUUACACAGAAUAAAUGUCAUGUAAUAACCCAACAACACCAGCUUCCCUGUGGAGGACCAAAAAAAACACAGUGAGAAAAGAUGGGAAAGGCACGUACUGUAGGAAUCGGCAUGGACUACUCUCCUACCUGCAUCUCAGCUCUCCGGUGGGCAGCAGAGAAUCUAGCCGAAAACGGAGAUCGAAUCAUCUUAACCCAUGUCCAGCCUCCCAGAGCUGAUCACACCAGGAAGGAGCUCUUUGAGAACACUGGAUCACCUCUGGUUCCUCUUGAGGAAUUUAGAGAAAUCAAUUUCUCGAAGCAAUACGGGCUCAAGUAUGAUCCUGAGGGAGAUAAAACUCCAGAGGGAUCUCUGGCGGCCCAGCCAAGGCAGUUCUCAGUCACCCCAUCAGAAGCCAUGGUUAACUAAUACAGCAAUACAGCAAUACAGAAAUACAGCAACAGUUUUCUAAACAUAUAUUGAUCCAACAGACAACAUUGCAGGAGGGAAAAACAUAGAGAUGCAAAUGUAAAGUGAUUGAUGAAUUAGAAAUGAACCACGUGUUCCUAGAGUAUAAGAGCAAAAGGGUUUCCAAGAAUAUGGGAGCAGAGACCAAUCCAAAGGAUUUCAGAUGAGAUCAUGAUACUCCUUUCUACUUGACUUGCGAUAUGUUUUCCAAACACCGAUUAAACAAAACAGAUCCAGCAGUACCAUCCAUUUCAUAACAAAACAGAACCGAUUUCCAGAUUCUAACGUUUGAUUAGCUAAUUACUUGGUACAAAUUCAAUAAGAUUACAUGAAUCCGUAAAUCUCGUAAGAUGUUGCAGCGAGUGUAGGUGCAUGUGUGUAUGAGGGGAGUGGUGGGAGAGAAGGGAAAUAGAAGGUGUUUGGAGGUCUACAACAGAAGAGAAACAAUCAAACAAAGAUAAUGAAAAUGAUUGUGAAGAGAGAAGACAAGAGAAGAACUUACUGCGAACUCGAAAGCACCUGAGGACUCGAUUGGGAUUUCACGGUUAUAGAUUUUUCUGAAUAUCGUAAGGCAGAGUCCCAUGGUUUUCUGCUUCUGGUUUUUCAGUUGGUUUGGAGUAAGAUAUAAUACAUGGGCAAUGGGAUG
Rubroshorea leprosula is the source of this 1105-nucleotide messenger RNA. The record is from the annotation of a GenBank genome assembly. NCBI's taxonomy places the organism in Eukaryota, Viridiplantae, Streptophyta, Magnoliopsida, Malvales, Dipterocarpaceae.